This is a messenger RNA of Penaeus vannamei (Pacific white shrimp), 5769 nucleotides long. Lineage: Eukaryota; Metazoa; Arthropoda; Malacostraca; Decapoda; Penaeidae. The record is from RefSeq and is a predicted model, not a curated record.
AUAACCAGGAACCUGGGGAAGUGAAAGUCUUUUUGGAGGUAAACUACAGCCCUGUGUUCCAUGUCUUCUAUGAGGCAUUCAUCACAUUCGAGGGAAAUCUACGGCAGAAGGGAACUUUUGCUGUACAACGAAGUCACAGGGAAGACCUAGAAUGUUCACUGUAUGUGCUUGAUCGUCUCCUGUGUAUCCUUCCUGAACUUUUUGAGCGAAGAUGGCAGUGCAAUGCACUUACACAUAUAUUCAAAAAAAUCCUUCACCCUGGCAACACGGUGCGGUUACGGAGGGAGGCAAUGAGGUUGUUCAUUCUGUGGUACAUGAUCGUCGGGGAGGCAAAGACCCCAGAGAUGGACCGCAUGUUUGCCUCCCUUGUCCCAGGGUUCCCUAUCCCCCCUCCUGCUGCCAUGCCACCAGAUUUGGGUUGUGGGGGAAUCACCUGCGUGGAGCCCUCACCAGUCAUCCAACCUUCCAACACUGAGAAGACCCCCGAUGAUCUUACUUCGUACUUCCUCAGGUCGCUCAUGGAUUUUAUGGUCUCGCAGGUCCGGAGGAUUGAGUGGCGAGAUCGCACACAACACACCAAAUCUUUUUCAUACCUGUUUGCAAUGUUUCGUGCCUGGUAUAUGCCACACAUUUUCCCCAGUUUCAAUCCUGAAAAUACACUCUAUAAACCUAACCUGGAACUACCUGAACUGAGGGGCAGUCCUGGUGUGAGUCCUUACGGCACAUGUCAGGUGGCAGUUGUGGAGUGGGUGCGGAAAUUUGUCAUAGCUACCUCACAGCGGAGUGGACAAUCGCUAUCGUCUGUUAGUGAGGAUGAUGGACGUCGCUCUGGCCACGGAGAUGCACCGGAGGGAAGUACCAGUGACCAGGAUUCAGUCACAUCAGCAUUUUACGUCAGUGAUGAAGGAGGUUCAGGAGAGGAUGGGAUUAUGGUGCGUGACAUUCUCUUCUCCUCUCGUGAGAAUAUCAACUUCAUCCAUGAACUCUUUCGCCAAGCACUGUGUCUUAGUUUCCGUUAUGCAGGGGUCAUGAAAACUGUAAUAUUUUCCUACAAAGACUGGAUACAGAUGAAUACCCCAGAAAUGCCCCCCUUCAUGUUGGAGCCUUUGGAAGGAGGUACAAGCCCAAGGGAUGAUGCAGCAGGGCCUAUGGAAAACAAUAGCCAGAGACGCCUGCGCAAUGAAUCUUACCUUGGGGCUGUCAACAAAGAGAUUCAUAUUCGAGCUGGCCUUCAGAAUGUUUUGCAAGUUUUCAUCACAAGUGCAGCCAACGUGUUCCUCUUAGAGGUGUCUCCCGACUACCCACGUCUCUUGGAUGAACAGGUUGAGGUUUGCAAACACGUGCUCAAUAUUUACCGAUACAUGGUCAUGAACACUCGCAUGGAACAGAAAACAUGGGAGCAACUACUGGUGGUGCUACUUCACAUUACCUCCCAGACUCUUUGCGGUCGACCUGCCACCCACAAGGAGGACUCUCUGGGUGGGAGGUUUGCCUCAGCACUGUUUCAGACCCUUAUUGUUUCCUGGAUUAAGGCCAACCUGAGUGUGGUAAUCUCGGGCGAUCUGUGGGACCAGCUCCUCCUCACCCUUUCUUCCCUUACCCACUGGGAUGAGCUGGUUAAGGAGUGGGCUAAAACAUUAGACACACUAACUAGGGUGCUUGCCCGCCAUGUGUACGGCUUGGAGCUCAAUAACCUCCCUCUGGAGCGAGUGACAGAGCGCCGGAUGAUAAAGCGAGGCACCAAGUUAACAGGAUUAGAUUCUGUACGAAGCAGUUUUGCUCGAAGCUGGAGUAGUGUACGCAUGGAACGCCAAGUUAGUGCUGCGGAAGGACAUACCAGUGCAGCUCCCACACUCUCUCACCUGCAGGAGGAAGCCCAUGCAGACCAUUCUGCUUCACAUAGUGGAAGCGAACGCAGCCCAUUCAGCCGAAAGAGAAGGAGUAGUUCUGGGGGAGGAUCUCUCAAAGCUGGAGCGGGUGGUAGCGGUGGCAGCCCCAAACUCUCUCCUCACCAUCCCUCGAGCGAUCACUCUCACCAUCACCACCAUCACGAUCACCAUCCCCAUCCUCACCAUCACCACCAUGGGCUAGCCAGGAGGCUGACACGCUCCCUUUCAGAGUCCAACCUGUUCGUCAGGAGGAGGUCAGGCAGAGGUCGGUCGCACGGAGACUGUGACGGCCACAUGACCAGCCAUGGAUUCCUGCACGGCACCAGAUCCAAAUCACUAGAGACGCUCUCGCAUGGCUAUGGUGACGAUGACUCUCGAACACCUUCCCCGUCACCUUCGUCUGGGGUGGAGUCGUCUUCAAUGAAGGACUCACCGAUGCAGAUUGAAUUGGGAGGAGACACUGCCAGUAUAGAUACACUGGAAGGAGGCUUGUCGUCGGAACAGCGCUCUGUCAUGUCAGGCGGGACGGUUCGAGGUUGGCUUCCAGAUGUUGCAGUUGUUUUGUGGAGAAGAGUGCUGGGUCUCCUUGGUGACCCUAAUGAUGUUGCGUCUCCACUCAUUCAUGCACAGAUAUUCAAAUACCUCUCAGAACUUACUGAUACUUUGGUCAAGUUACGAAAUAAUCAAAGCAUUUCAGUUGACAACCAAAGCAGCCCAGAGCCUCCAGAACUAAUACCUCCAAUUUUGCUAGUCGCCCCUUGGUGCUUCAGGGCUUUAACACUGCCACCUCCUUUUCAUCGAGGCAAAACACUAGCCUACCGGUUGUUGUGUGUGAUGAUGGUACGCAAGCAUGAUAUCCCACCACCAAAAGACAUUCUUACACAUUUUUAUAGAGUUCUUCACCAAGGUUUAGUUGGUCAAGAUCAGGAAAUAAUCAACACAUUAGUAGCAGAGUGUGGCCCACACUUCUUCUCCCUGGGACUGCCAGGUGCUACGAUGCUCACCCUGGAUUUCAUUUUUGCUACUAACACUGUCAUAACUGCUCCUGAUUCCAAAGUUCAGUCACCGCGUCUAGAGGCCUUAAGUCUCCUUGGAUCUUUGCUGCCGCUCUCAUCGCUUUACCCGUCCAUGCCAGUCCUUCAGCCUUCUGCCACGGAUCUUGCUCUUAUGAACUGCUCAGAUGUUAAGGAUCACUUGGUGAACGUGUUACUGAAAAGCGGGAAGAAGGACAGCUGGUGGCGCACCAGGUCGCUGGCCUUGUGCACGCUUGCCCUUUACCUCUACCAUGAGCUGGCCAAUCAGACUUUCCACACAAAGGUCAACGAGGCUAUAAAUGUCCUCCUUGCGUCCUUGAAGCAAGCAGUACCUUCAACGCACCCAACUAAGCAUCUGGCCCAGAGUGCUGAGAUUGGACGCUUGGUGGGUCAGAUAGCAGCUGACCUACUCCUGCUCAUGUGCGACCAUGCAGAAGCUCUCCUCACACAUUAUCCAGAUGUACCAGUUAGAAUUAUUCAGGUACUCUGUCAGACACUAGGAGCUAUCGGAACAGACAACAGCCUCACAGUCAGUACCGAUGGGAAACACCUUGUGCUUUCUUGCCUCUUUUGCCUGGCCGAGUGGGUCAUGCGCAUGCCUCAACAAGUACUUAUUCAACCUAUGCAAGACAAACAGACUCUACUUCAACAUGUAUUCAAGGUGCUUCACAUUAUUACCAGUGGCAAAAAGAGCAAUCAUAUAAAAUCACCCAACAUUGAAAUUGUGGAUUUUGAAAGCCAUGUUCGGGAAGAUUUGGGCAGGAGUGGGAGCGUGGAUUCUUCAACCUGGGGAGACUCCCUCAAGAGGUCUUCCUUCCCUGCCUCUUGCACUUCUACCAUAAAACUAGCUGCAAGAUCGAUCACAAGUCACAUCAUGAACCAUUUAUGGCAUUUCCCCCUGGGUGUGGGAGCACAACGCCUUUCCUCAUUGGUGGUUGAAGGAGAUGAUGUCCCUGGCCUUUCUGGAGAUGAAUUGUCAUCUGAGGUUUUCCUGUCGCCGCACAUUCAGCUCUUUGCCCUCAAUCAAUCAUGCUUGUUGUCUCUGGUACAACUUCCAGCACUUCAGGUUCCAGGAGGGGCUGCCACUGCAGGAUUUAAGACACCAAAUUCAGAGGUGAGACUCAUCCUGAGGGAUCUCUCUGGAAAGUUCUCAUGGGACGCUACCCUUCUUUAUGCCCCACCAAGUGAGUGCAUAGCUGACCCAGCCAUUCAUGUCCACCACCAGCAGAUGAAGCAGUCGCAGCAGUUACAAGCACAAGCACAGCAGCAACCAAGCAUGUCUCCUGGGGCUACACCUGGAGCCCCUCCACCACUUCCUGGUUACACAGGUUUAGGGGUUCAGUUCAGUUCGGCAAGCAGCUUGGAGCACCACACUGACAGCCGCGAUGAUAUCAUGUCUUCCUCAUUUGUCGUGACAUCCCCCCCAAGGCACACCCUCAGGCACCGACCACCAGGGGUUUUGCCGACACACGAAGAUUCUGCUGAGGACCUGGACAACUUGGAUGAUCUGUUGAACUAUGUGGGUCACACAAGCCCAGAAGUGCUGGAGCAGUUUGGCCAUGCACUGAAUGAAGCUGUAGGCCCUCCUCCAACACUUCCCAUCGAGUCUCAGCACGAUGCUAUUUCAACCAUCCUCAACCAGCGUAAUGUGGAGAACGAGUUCUUCUGCAGACACUCUUCAGAUAUGAACAUGGUGUGUCCAGAAGUCCGUUGUCCAACCCCUGUGGAGUCGCGGUCUGUGUUCCAACAAGGGAGGCUUAUCUUCGACCAGUUGGGAUUGGCGUCUUGGGAGAAGCGGAAAUCCAUUCACACGCUGAAGAAGAAUGACAAGUUACUGCGAGAACUGAAGAACUUGGAUAACCAGAAAUGCCGAGAAACCCAUAAACUGGCUGUUAUAUAUGUAGCAGAAGGACAGGAAGACAAAAUGUCCAUCCUUAGUAACAGUGGUGGAUCUGCUGGCUUUGAGGAAUUUGUAGGAGGACUUGGCUGGGAAGUAGAAUUAGCCACGCAUACAGGCUUUAUGGGCGGACUGCAGCGAAACGGCUCAACAGGGGAGACUGCACCAUACUAUGCCACAUCACUAACUGAGGUCAUCUUCCAUGUAUCAACCCGAAUGCCUUCAUACUCUGAGCAAAGCAUGUUGCAAAAGACUCGCCACCUGGGCAAUGAUGAGGUGCACAUCGUUUGGUCAGAGCACACACGCGACUACAGAAGAGGCAUCAUUCCUACAGAAUUUUGCGAUGUGCUUAUUGUGAUCUACCCACUGCCAAACCAACUCUACAGGAUACAGAUUUCAACAAAGCCAGAUGUUCCCUUUUUUGGCCCAUUAUUUGAUGGAGCUAUGGUAGCUCACAAGGUCUUGCCUGGCCUUGUGCGCAGCACAGCCAUCAAUGCUUCAAGAGCCAAACGCAGUAGAUUGGCACUGUACCAGAACUUCUAUGAAGAACGAGCAAGAGCUCUUGACACCAUCAUCGAACAGUAUAGUGAACCCACAACCUUUGAGGCCUUUAUAUCAUCUGUCUACUGCCCAGUCUUCCCCGCGACAUUCACUUCAGGUCCAACUCGCGCCUCAGGGAGCAUGCUGCCCUACAACCCCAGUGAAGAGGACCUAGUGUAACUCAGGCCUUGUAAUCGUACUGGUGCUGUGAGGUUGGUUAUCUCAGGAAGAAAGCUUUUGAUUAGCAUGCAUUAGCUCACCUUUUGGAAAGAGUAGUGAGUUGUUUGUGCAGGGUAAUUUGCACACACUAUUGCUUUCUAUGUAUGGUACUUAGAUGCAGGCAUUUCUGUAGCAGAUGUUUUCAUCAUUUUCUUUUUCUUUAUUACCUCCAUAAUUUUUCCCCCUUAAA